GGCGCGAACCCCGUUUUGCGUCCUGUAUUGAUUCGUUGGUACUCGCGCUUCCCUUGCGGCGUCUUCCUUUCUGUUGUGAACGGUGUCCUCGUAUUUCUUCACGUGACGGUUUGAUAUUUUUUCGUGAAUUGCUGAAGAUCUGCAGGUUCAAGUACCGUUAACAAGAUGGGUUCGGAAGGUUACACGCGAGUGUACGUCGGCGGUCUGAAUGAGGGCAUCAAGAAGGAAGACUUACAGGUGGAGUUUGAGAAGUUUGGAAAACUGAACAAAGUCUGGGUGGCCUUCAACCCGCCAGGUUUUGCCUUUAUCGAAUUCCUAAACGAAGACGAGGCGGAAGUAGCCUGCGACAAUAUGAACGGGACAGAGAUAAUGGGGGCAAAGCUCAGAGUCGAAAUAUCACGGGGUCGAGGCCGUGGGGGUAGUAGAGGAGGAGGCGGCGGCGGUUUCAGAGGGAGUCGAGGGGGCAGUGGAGGUAGUAGGGGGUUCGGAUCUAGGGGUGGAAACGGAGGGGGCUACAGAGGGGGUGGCAGCAGCUACGGAGAUCGUGGCGGCGGAGGAUAUCGCGGAAGCAGAGGCAGUGGGGGUGGUGGUAGGGGCAGAGGCCGUUUUGGCGACGACUACAGCUCUAGUCGCAGCAGUGGCGGGGGCGGCUAUGGAAGUCGAGACAGCUACAGCCGCGACAGCUACGGCAGUAGUGGUGGUGGUGGUGGGGGUGGUGGUAGUGGCAGUGACUACUACAGCGGCAGGGACAACGGAUCGUCGAGGUAUCGCAGUCGAUCUCCGGCUGGGCGUGGCAGAGAAGCAUCACUUGAUGCUAGCGAGUAACAUAGACCUGCGAUCAGUGUUUUGGAAGAGAGCUCUAAUUAGCUGCUUCACCUGGGCAGCCGUGAACUCGUGAGCCAACAGCCCCUUACCAUCAGCCCAUCUGUUGUCGAUCUCUUUCAGGGAAGCGCCAAGCACAAUCACUAGUUCCGAUAACUUCUGCCAUCGUUUUACGUGAAGACGAAUUGUAUUGGGCUCCUAAAAAACAGAAAUUAUUACCUCACUCAAAUACUUUACUGUUAAUUAUAUUCCACUGCAUAUAAUAUCUUGAUAUUUCCAAUGAUGACAAUCACUUUUUUUCGCAAUGAAUACAAAAAUUGGGAACUAUUGAAUUGAAGUGAAUUCACAACAAUUCUUUCAUCAGUGGUUAAUUAUUUUUCGAUUUGUAAAUUUUGAAUAUAUUUUUCAAUAACCUGAAUAUAUUAACUACAUCUAGUUCAUCAAUUAUCUAAGUUUAUCGGUUGAAAUUUUUGAUGAUUAAAGACCGUAUUCAUCAGAAAUUGGAGAAUAUAUAUCGAUAAAAUUUACUAUCAAAAUUUAUUCGUUUUCUUAAAUUCAUAUAAACACAUUUUUCGUUGUUUCAAUUCAGUAAUAUACAGACUGAUAAUGUUAUAAAAAUAAAUAUUUCAAUGCAAAGCAAAAAAGAAAAAAAAAAAAAAUUUGUCACGGUACUGUUGAACAGUGAAAAGUGUACGAUAAUUUAAAAAAAAAAAAAAAAAAAAACAAUAGAU
Messenger RNA from Neodiprion fabricii, 1553 nucleotides. RefSeq names its product RNA-binding protein Rsf1-like (gene Rsf1). The transcript has 3 exons. Gene Ontology annotation, molecular function: RNA binding. Bases 166 to 825 code for a protein of 219 amino acids. NCBI's taxonomy places the organism in Eukaryota, Metazoa, Arthropoda, Insecta, Hymenoptera, Diprionidae. The record is from RefSeq and is a predicted model, not a curated record.